Molecule: messenger RNA, 4704 nt
Organism: Orussus abietinus
Lineage: Eukaryota; Metazoa; Arthropoda; Insecta; Hymenoptera; Orussidae
Gene: MAPk-Ak2
Product: MAP kinase-activated protein kinase 2
Exons: 9
Coding region: 1230-2573 (447 amino acids)
Biological process (GO): intracellular signal transduction; peptidyl-serine phosphorylation; protein autophosphorylation
Cellular component (GO): cytoplasm; nucleus
Molecular function (GO): calmodulin binding; calcium-dependent protein serine/threonine kinase activity; ATP binding
Source: RefSeq, a predicted model, not a curated record
UGUAUACGUUAAUCGCGCAGUCGAUCAUCAGGCUUCGAGAGGGUCGCUUCGGGCUGGGGAGCUGCUGCGCUGCGGACCUUCAUAGGGUGGUCGAGCAUUUUUAUGGGGACUAAAAAAGACCACCGUGCUACAGUAAUUUCAGGCUCGAAUGUUUUAAGAUGUCUGGCAAGGUCGCGGCAAUAUUACUAAGUACCGUGGAAAUUCCACGUCCACGCGGUGUUAAAAAUAUUCGUGAAAGUGCACUUUCAAGGCACCAGGUCGUGGUGGAAUUACAAGUCCGAUGUUCUAAAAGAAUCGCUCUAUACCCGUAAAUUUCUAAGUGAAUUUUUCAUCGUAUAUUUUAUUUGAGAGCCGCAGAAGAUGAGGGCACCCUGUCUGGGUGGAAUUUGCGAGAAAAGUGUUAUUAAAUUGGAAUAUCUUUCCUUUCUUUUGUGCAUGUGACAGGGAAUAUCAAGCAGCGCAACAGCUCCGGGUAACUCAUUGCGUGGUGUCGUUGUCGAUCGCGCAAGGCAAUUAAGAGGAAACCUUUCCUCGGAAGGUGUCACUCACAGAAAUAAUCCUCUAUCGCUGCACGCGCCGCGCGUCGUCAUUAUACAGUCAAAGGAGGCUGGUUCAUUUAUUCACGAAACCAUCUUCCAAGGCACUCGGGUGUUUGCGAGCAGCAUAAUACGUAAAACUCCGCGAACUCCGUUUGCGUCGCGCUUUGUCGCGCUUUGCGUCUCCGCUUGGGCCUCGCAUCACCUCUGAGCUGUUGCUUCCGAGUAACCGAUGCGCGGCUUACGAUCGAGUAAAUGCACAUUAUAGAACCAAAUGAAGGUGAUAACUCCAUUAGUAAAUCCCGCUCUCAAGGCAUUCCAGUCCCGUGCAGUUCCGCGUCUUUCGUCCUGGCAUUUCAACCCUACACCGUGUCGCAAUACUCGGUCUCGAUUUCGCUCGUCGCCGGGAAAGGUGUAAUUUCUCGAUUCCCGUCGUCCGGGCGAACGCGGAAUCGAACAAAGUGCCGAAACAUUUGCUCGCGAGGCUUGAACAACGGUGAUCGUGUUUAACGUGGAGAAUCGCGCACGGUUACUCGCUUAGCGCGUGCUUUGAGCAGCUCGACGUUCUCAGCCUUCGUUAACGCCGAUAAAUCAUGAUAACGAUCGAAUAAUUUAUAUGUACACGACGAGUGUAAGCAUCAUGGACUCGCGGUGAUUAUUUCAGAAGUAUUAAUCGUCGUUCAAUGGAGCGCAAUGAAGGCGUGCAAAGCAGGCAACAAGAAGGCCGGCAAAGAGGCCGGCAGAGAGCCCCACAAGGAGACCUACAGGGAAAUCAACGAGGAGAACCACAAAGAGAUCAACAAAGAGAUCGGCAGGGAGGUCGCCAAGGAGGCCCGCAAAGAGGACGAAAAAGGAAAACGCAAGCGGUCCAUCAAGGAUAAGAUCGUCGAAGGGGAAGAGUACGAUUGCAACGAAGUCAAGAGAAAGGCGAUGGAUGUCCAUCCCUUGUCUAGAGAAGAGACUCCUCGUCUCCCAAAGACGACUCCUAUCACGGAAGACUACGAGAUCAGCAAUCACGUCCUAGGCCUCGGUAUCAAUGGGAAGGUGGUCCAAUGCUACGACAAAACCUCGCGGCAGAAGUAUGCCCUUAAGGUGUUGCACGAUUGCGUGAAGGCGAGAAGGGAAGUGGAACUGCACUGGAGAGCAUCGAACUGCAAGCACAUAGUUCAAGUUAGGGAUGUUUAUGAAAAUUCAUAUAGCGGUAACAAAUGUCUACUCGUCGUUAUGGAAUGUAUGGAAGGAGGAGAACUUUUCCAAAGGAUACAAGACCGACAAGACGGCGCCUUCACGGAGAGAGAAGCUGCCCAGAUAAUGUAUGAAAUAUGUGUGGCAACGAAGCACCUCCACGAUAUGAAUAUUGCCCACCGAGAUCUCAAACCAGAAAACCUUUUGUACUCGAAACCUGACCGCGCAGGAAUCUUGAAAUUGACGGACUUCGGUUUCGCUAAGGAAACGCACUUGAAAAAUACAUUGCAAACACCAUGUUACACGCCCUACUAUGUUGCCCCGGAAGUUCUGGGACCAGAAAAGUAUGACAAAAGCUGCGAUAUCUGGUCUCUCGGAGUGAUUAUGUACAUACUAUUAUGCGGCUUCCCGCCAUUUUACAGCAAUCAAGGAUUGGCUAUUUCGCCGGGAAUGAAGAAGAGAAUCAGAUUAGGACAGUACGAUUUCCCCGCACCUGAGUGGUCCAACGUUAGCACAGAUGCUCGCGAUUUAAUUAAGAAAAUGCUCUGUACCGAUCCUGCCAAGAGGUUGGAGAUCGAACAAGUCAUGCAAAACAAAUGGAUCGCUAAACACACCGAAGUGCCACCAACACCACUGCAUACGGGGCGUGUAUUGCGAGAAGGAGAAGAACUGUGGCCCGAAGUUCAAGAAGAGAUGACUCGGUCUUUAGCUACCAUGCGCGUUGACUAUGACACAGCUGGACUUAAACAAUUAGAUCAUACGAACAAUCCUCUUUUAAUCAAACGCAGACGUGCUAAACAGCUGUCCGCAACUGCCGUCCCACAGCCUGCAAAUCCUACUCCGAUUUCCUAGGAGGAAGCCCCGAACUUAAGGGACGAUCAGAAUUGGGUUGUCUUUUUGCGCAGGUGUAUCAGGUACAGCCUGUUUACGAUGAGAAUCGUCUUUUGACGUUUACACCUGUUCUGACGAAGAUGGCCUCGAAGUAAAGUUAGGAUACGGAGAAUGUGAAUGAACGACGUCGUUUCAUCGUGGACGUAGAAAAUUCGCACUAAAUCCUGAAAGUUUGGAUUCGGAUCAAGAAAGCAAUUUUUGGAGCUCUGCAGCUAUUUUAGUUUUGGUAAAACGCGAAAGGUCUAAAGAAUGGUCAAGUCCGAAGUACACAAAAGUAAUCGGAAUGAUUUUACGUAAGGAAUGGAUAACUCGAAAGAGGACAUAACUGGAGUGACGAAACGUAUUAUUUAUCCUGCGAAAGGAGAGAACUUCAUGAAGAAGUCAAGAUACAGACUGUGUACGGAGGCGGAGUUGGAGUAAUGUCUCGUGCGCGUUCACGCGACGACAUUGGAGUUAUUAAUACAAAAGGUCACUUCCUGUGGAAAGAUUUUACUUGUGAAUGACCCGUAUUACUUUUAAGUGACAUCUGUGAAUAUACAUCACAAAGAAGGCAGUACAUAUUUCCAAGUUGCAGUACCAGCUUGUUGUUGAGGUGCUACUUAAACUGAUACGCAUUUAAAAAUUUAUUUGAAUCAAUGAAAGAGGGAUUACAAAGUUUCCUUUGUAUACAUCGUUUGUUACAAACUGGCAGGAUUGAGUACUAUUUUAAAUGGUAUUUUGUCCUUCAUGCGGAACGUAAUAAUACUUGAGUUAGUACAGUACCCUAUCUCAAUUACGAACGGGUUGUAGAUAUAAUGAGUCAUAUGAACCGUACAUUGCAAUCUUCGUUACUGGGAGACUACGAAAAACAUCUCUAAUUAUAUAAAUGUUCUACGACGUUACGGGAAGUUACUAGGCAUCGUUUAGGAGUAUAGUUUCAUGCAUAGAUCAUGCAUUAUUAAUCAAAAUGAUUAAAAAUCACAAAAAUUAAAAUUUAAGUUUAAGUGAAAUUGACGCACCAAUCUAUUCCUAUAAAAAGCAAAAUUAUUUCGCGGUCUUUACGUAUAUUGUAUUUUUCUGCGCUCCUCGAACAUUUCAAAUCUUUAUCCCUUUGGAAUACGUCAAGUAUUCUAACACAAUUAUUUCAUAUGAUCAUAUUUAAUCAGCAUUCAAAUAUUGGAACAAUCAAUCUCCCAUCGCCUUACAUUCUCGAUGAUAAAAGAGGCUGGUCUCCAUUUUGGUCAUACCGCGGAACAAUAAAGAAAAAAUGCAAUUAUAAUUAACUUAAAAAGGAUUAACAGAGGUAAGAUAAAUUUCUCGCCUGUACAUAUAUGCACUCAAUGUCAAUGAAAUUGAGUGACUAUAUAUCUAACUUCAUAAAUAGUUCAACGAUAAAUAAAAUUAAUUAUUGCAGUAAAGAUAUUCUAUUUUUUAAACAAUGUUCUGACUGAGGCUGAGUGUCGUUAAGAAGCUGUAUUUAGUAUCUAAACAGACGCUCGUAGAUAAUAUGUUAGAUUAAAAACUACUUAUAGAAACGUUAUACCGAAUGUUCCCUAAGGUUACGAAUUCAUGUAAUUCCGUUGAAAAAAUUGCGGUACUGUUUCAACUCAAAAAAGUUCCAAUAGAUAGGAAUAACUUGUAAGCCACAUCAGUUAAAAACGUGUUGCAUAAUAAUGACAAUUUACAAUUCUAAGAAGCAUACCGGAACAUAUAUGGAACACUAAAAGAGACAAUAAGAAAUAUUCAGUACUUACUGCAACCAUCGCGUCCAAUUCAACUAAAGCUCUGCAUAUAAUUACUGCCUUGUCAGAAAUAAAUAUUCAUAUAUUUCUAUGUGAAACAAAGUAGCGUUUAAGGCAUUCAACCACCUGAUCGAACCGAUUCAUAAUGUUGACAUUCUAUUAGCCCAUGCGAAUGAGAUCGCUAAAAUAGUCUUAAUAGCUAUUUAGUAUGAAAUGGUGCGAAGCGGUUCCUGCGAUCAUGCUUAUCAUGUAAGAACUACAGCACGACGUAUGCGGCUCGAUAACUUAUAACUUAAGUAAUCAAGUCUGGUCGAUUUAGUAGAAUAAGCAAUGGCUACUUCAUGAAUAAAAUAUUAAACCGCAAUAUUAAA